Messenger RNA from Drosophila eugracilis, 2073 nucleotides. RefSeq lists its product as uncharacterized. The record is from RefSeq and is a predicted model, not a curated record. Gene Ontology annotation, cellular component: nucleus; transcription regulator complex. Lineage: Eukaryota; Metazoa; Arthropoda; Insecta; Diptera; Drosophilidae. Bases 207 to 2030 code for a protein of 607 amino acids. Gene Ontology annotation, biological process: regulation of transcription by RNA polymerase II. Gene Ontology annotation, molecular function: DNA binding. The transcript has 3 exons.
CGGAGCGGUCGCACACAGAACGGUAGUCGGAUAGUCGGACGGUUGGCAGAUUCCGAUUUUAGCGCUCGCUCUCUCGUUGCCCGCUCUUGCUCUCCAGCUCUCCUAUCUCUCUCUCGGUGUCGUUUUGCGGACUGUUAGCAAGGAGGCGCAAUCGUAUAGAAAAAUAAGGAGCUAGCAAUAACCGUUAGUAAAAGCCCCCGGUUAGCAUGAAGGAUGUGAAAGUGGCGCGCGCAAUCAGCGAAUCUUCAACUACGUCAGAUAACACCUCCGAUUUCAUCGAGAUCGUCAAGAAGUACGAUGUGGUGUAUAACAAUCACAAUCCGGAUUACAAGAACGUCGAAGUGAAGCUGAAGGUGUGGACGCAAAUCGCCGAUGAGAUAGGUCUUUCAGUUGAGGCCUCCAAGCGAAAAUGGAAAAAUCUAAGGGACAGUUAUACGAAGUAUCUCCGCUCGUUUCGCGUAGGCACGAAGACCUCAAAGAAAUACCAGUACUGGGCACAUGCAGAUCACAUGGACUUCCUGAAACCCUUCCAGGGACCAGGAAGAAACUCUGCUAAUGGAAAUGGAAAAUCCAAUGACGAGGACGACACAGAGUGCGAUUUUGGUUACCAGGUUUUGGCCAAGGCGGCUAGCAAUGGAGGCGAAGAGGAACUGAAAAUCACCAUUGCCACUGCAUCUGCCGGUAGUUCUUCCAUUGGGACACAUACGGUUAAUACUUAUACGACUGCAUUGAGCAGCACUUCGGCGCCCGCCUUAACGUCAAGUUUGGGCGUAGCCACGCCCCCAAAUAUGAUCUCCCCUGGUAGUAAUUUGGGUGGAGCAGGUGGAGUAGGCGCUUCCGGACCGCAAAUUCACAAUAGUAACAGCAAUGGCAGUGCCACCGGAAGCCUUAACUGUGCUGCAGUGGCUCCACUCAAUGCAAUGACUCCACCUGCCACCAGUGGCUGCAAUUCCGCCGUAGUUCUGCCCCUGCCCAUCGCACCCGCAACCUCAGCCGCUGCCGCAGCUGCUGCUGUUAGCAAGGCCAAUGCUAGUGCUUUGGCCUCGUUGGCCAACCAUCUACCCAUGGGCUUGGGUGUGGGCGGCUUGGCCCAGCAAAUGUUCCCGCUGGCUACGCUCAAGGCGGCUGCAGUAGCUGCUGGACUGCCAUUACCACCUACGAUCACGCCACCGGGUUGUAGCUCCGGAAGUGGGGCCAACAGCAAUGUGGGCUGCCUGAUCAUCGAACCGCAUCUCUUUGCAGCAGCGGAUAACUUCAAGAAGGAGCUGACAGCUGCGGCGGCAGCUGGAGCACCUUUGGGAUUGUUCCAAAAUCUCGCUAACCAAGUACAGAAUGCCAAUCGGUUGAAUGGCAGCUGUCCAGGCGUUAAUUUGCCCAUUGGCAAUCCCACACCUCCACCGCCGCCUCCAGCGCCACCAGCCUCUAAGGUGCGAAGGGUUCAACCUUCGCCGCAAACAACAGCAAUAAAUCUUAGCUGUUCGGGGGGUAAUUCCGGACAAAUGCAGCCUCAACAAGCGAUACAGAUGCCACAAAUUCAACAACAGCAAGCAGCGUCGCCCACUAAAACGCGUAAAAUCUGCGAUCCGCGUUUCCCCAGCGAUUGGGAUGUGUCCGCCGUGCUGCAGGCCAACCGGGAACUGGACGCCAAUACCCUGUUCUUCUUGAGUCUGGCGCGCCAGGUGCGUGCCAUGCCCAUGAAGUUUCAAUCGCUCGCGAAAAUGCGAUGCAUGCGGAUCGUCAGUGAUUUGGAGCUAGAGUUGGAGAACUUUGACUGCAAUGGCGGAGCACCACCGCCAGAUGAUUCGGGCGGAGGUGGUGCCGGGAAUCUCAAGUAUUGCAGUAUAGAUACUCCGCCACCACCGCCCCAGGAUGGUUCCGUGGUCAUACUCCCGCCGCCAGUCGGUCCCGAGGGCUCCACGGAGCACUUUGUGUAUGUGAUGUCGCCUUCGCGUGUGGAGAGCAUGAUCGACAUCUCCUCGGACGAGGAGGCGACCAUGAACGGUGUGCCCCCAUCCACGGGACAGGUUUAAGCAUAUUCGUACAAGUUAUCUCUAAAUUAAACUUAAAUUAAUC